GUCCACACUCUGUCCAUAGCUUACGAGCAUUAAUUCUGCUAGGAAUAAGAAUUGUGGUAGCAGUUGUUUAAUUUCGUAUUUUUCGUAUAUUAUUUUAAAUGAUUAUUGUAGAAUUUUGUAACAACUAAAAAUUCAUUCAAAUGUAUCAAAUUAAAAAUAUGACAAGAUACAAUAUUAUUCAUUGAAGAUUGGGAAACAAAAGAUUUGUAACAAUUAGGUUUGAUACAAUUUGAUAGCAACGAAAAAUGAAUAAAAAGCGUAGUCGACAAACAGAUGCGAAGGGAGAGCUGAUUGAUGGGUCUACUGAUUCCUGCGAUGAAUCUAAUACUACAGGUAGUACUUGUCCACAUAUUACAAAAGCAGUGAAUUUCAAUAAAAUUAAAAAAUAUAUCAAUAAAAUGGGAAUUGAUAUAGAAUGUUCAACUUGCAAAAAAAGCAGAAGUAAUUCACUGAAAAUUAAUGAAGAGGAUUGUACAGUAAGUCCAGCUGCAUUGAUAUGUUUACAAUGUGGAUAUCAAGCUUGUGGAAAGGAGGAAUCUGGACAUGCUUUAGAACAUUAUAAAAAACCACAUAGUGACUGUCAUUUCAUAGCAGUAGACAUUCUUCAUUGGAAUGUUUGGUGUUUUCAAUGUGAAACAAAACUCCAUGUAGGUUGUCGGAAGAAGCUCCAGGAAACAGUGGAAUUUAUAAAACGGUCUGCUACCGUAAUACGAAAUUCAUCACCAAGUAAUAUGAUAUUAUAUCAGUGCCAAAAAGAGGCUGUAGAUACAGAUGUACAAAAAGAAAAAGUUAUAUCUAAUCUUCCUAAAGUUGGGGGUUUAAUGAAUUUGGGAAACACUUGUUUUUUCAAUGCAGUUCUACAAUGUUUAGCGCAGACACCUUUCCUAGUGAAAGUUCUCAAUGAUCUACGUCUUCCUGGACAGAAGUUCAUUCUACCAGGAGGGAAGCACAAGCUUGCAAAUAGCUCGGAAGAAGUCGAACUUCCACCUAUAGAAGGUACUUUAGAAGGUUGGGGCAAUUUCACUUCAGUUUUAUAUGAGACACUUGUGGAAAUGCAAAACUCUGAUGGACGACAAUCUUACCGUCCAUCAGAGUUAUUAAACUCUUUUAAGAAAAAGACAAUACAGUGUAUGGAUGGGGGACAACAUGAUUCACACGAACUUCUUAGACACCUUUUAGAACUAGUUCGAAAUGAGGAUCUCAGGAGGUAUCAGAGCAUAAUUCUAAAAGAAGUUGGUUUAACUGAAAAAACAAAUCCCGAAGGAGUAGAAAAAACCCUCAAAUCUCGUGUAAAAUUCUAUGGAAAUCAGGCUAGUGCAAGAUUACUUGGACCGGAACUCGUUUUUCGUGGAGUUUUGGUUUCUACAUUGGAAUGUCUUGACUGUCACCAUACUUCUCAGAGUACAGAACCAUUCCUAGAUCUGAGCUUGUCAGUAAUGAUUGACAAACCACAACCACCAGUUUUAAAAAGGAAGAACAGUGGUUAUGACGAUCCUUUCGAUACGAUGGAGAAAUAUGUCUCAUCUACACCUUCAAAAUACCAAUUAAAAAAAGAAAAGAAAGCUGCUAGAAAAAAUCGAAAAAAUAAAAAACAAGAAAUACAUGGUCACAUAGAAUCUGCAUCUAAUAGGAGCAACAUUAUCGAAGAACACAAUGGCAAUAUACUUGAAUCAGAAGAAAGUGAUGCAGAUAUUGAAGAUAACGUAGAAGCUGAAGUUCUCCUUCCAGAAAUUGGAGAAUCUGGUUAUAGUUCAGAAAAACAAUCAACUUUGACAAGUCCUGCUUCUCCUUCAAUUGAUCCAGUAAAAGUAGAUGACACAAUGAAUGAAAUAACAUUAAAUAAUUGUGUACAAUUCAGUAGAGUAGACAAUUUGUCUCCAAUACUACUUCAAGAUGUUCUCAAUACCAAAUCUUUGCACAGUCCAAAUCUAAUAGACGCAUCUAUAACAAAUGUAUCAAAAACAAAAGAUCUAGAUAGACUAGAUAGUUCGGAAAGCCCUAAAAAUAAAGUGGAACUCCAAACUGAGUUUCCUGUUACUACUUCUUCAGUUGUGAGUUCAGAUGUAACUAGUCUAGGAGAACCAACUGUCAGCUACAGUGCUCUUACAUUGAUAGAAUGUCCUGGUAGUACUGUUCCUGCUCUUAAAGCUAUUGACAAUUUAGAACAAAUUGAAAGACCGAUAUCAACGCUUAAUUUAAUUGAAUCUAUUACUAAUAAUGAACAGGAAGAAGCUACCUGGAAUCAGAGGAAAGGAAGAAGAAAAACAAUCGAACAUUCAAACGAGAUUUAUAAUGGAAUUAAUGGUAUUUCUUUGGGGAUUUCGAAAAUGGGACUUGGAAAUUCUCAAUUAUCGCACACUAGAUAUGCAACUAAGGAAGGAGAAUGCUCAAUACAAUCCUGCUUAAACCAAUUCACGGCUUUGGAGCUAAUGAGUGGUAGCAAUAAAGUUAGUUGUGAAGCUUGUACUGCCCGAGAAAUAAAGGUGAGAGAGAACUAUAAGAUGAUAUGCACACCAAGCACGAAGCAGUAUCUUAUUUCUAGUGUACCUGCAGUUUUGAUACUUCACUUGAAACGUUUUCAAGCCCAACGAGUUGAUUUUCGGAAAGUAACGAGGCAUGUGUCGUUUCCGAUAGUCCUUGAUCUAGCACCUAUUUGCAAGAAUCCUAAAAACAGGCGAAUGUAUGCUUUGUACGGUGUUGUUGAACAUAGUGGAACUAUUCAUGGGGGACAUUAUGUUGCUUACGUUAAGAGCUUGUGGAACUGAAGAGAGCCCACAGGAUUGGAGAUUAACAAAUUGCUGCCAGUAAAGUAAAAUGUAGAUCACUUUGGAUUACAAGGUUCUGAAUGAUGACAUCUGUUUCGACUCUCGACGCUCGAUGGCCGAAUGAUUCCGAGAGUCGACGAACGACAUUCGGCUUUUGCUUAGCUCCAGGAAGUCUCAUUGCAAGAAAUUUAUUAAAGAAGAAAUGAGAAAUGAAUAAGAAGAUCAACUAUUUCUAACGCACAAUUUUAUGUAUUAGAAUACAGUUCAUACGUUCACAGAACGUAUGGCAGAAAGUCUUGUAACAAAUUUAAAUAAUGAGAAAAUGAGAAAAUGAACAGAGA
This is a messenger RNA of Hylaeus anthracinus, 3106 nucleotides long. RefSeq names its product ubiquitin carboxyl-terminal hydrolase 45 (gene Usp16-45). The coding region runs from base 246 to 2765 and encodes 839 amino acids. Gene Ontology annotation, biological process: protein deubiquitination. The record is from RefSeq and is a predicted model, not a curated record. NCBI's taxonomy places the organism in Eukaryota, Metazoa, Arthropoda, Insecta, Hymenoptera, Colletidae. Gene Ontology annotation, cellular component: cytosol; nucleus. Gene Ontology annotation, molecular function: cysteine-type endopeptidase activity; zinc ion binding; cysteine-type deubiquitinase activity. The transcript has 15 exons.